Cavenderia fasciculata is the source of this 1323-nucleotide messenger RNA. RefSeq lists its product as uncharacterized. The coding region runs from base 1 to 1323 and encodes 440 amino acids. Gene Ontology annotation, biological process: regulation of exit from mitosis; maintenance of rDNA. The transcript has 3 exons. NCBI's taxonomy places the organism in Eukaryota, Evosea, Eumycetozoa, Acytosteliales, Cavenderiaceae. The record is from RefSeq and is a predicted model, not a curated record.
AUGAAUAACUCUAAAGAAGGAUUGUUUACUCUUCAGAGUGAACAACAACAACAACAUCAACCAUCAUCAGUAUUGAAAAAAAGAGUAUCUUUAUAUACUCCACCGACACCAUCAAACAUGUUUACUAGUAGAAGAUCAUCUGUUCAACCUACACCAUCUUCAUCAGUAUCAUCUUUAACCUCUUCUUCAUCAACAUCCUCCUCUUCUUUUUCACAUAUACCAAUCUAUCAAAAACUAAAUGCAAACUUGAAUACUAUACAAUCUCAAUCAACUACACCAACCAACAAUAACAAUAAUAAUAAUAUAAUGAAUCAAUUAAAUUCUAUACCUAUUACACCAAUAUCAAAAAAUCCAAUGAAUAACAACAAAAGUAUUGGUACCAAUACUGGUACAAUUAAAGAAGAGACAAUAACACCAAUAUCAAUGCCAAAAUCAAUUAGAAAGUCUGUUACAAUGUCUGCAGUAAAGACUAUUCAUUCUUAUCCAAAAUCACCAUCUAUUGCAUCGGCUGAAAAGACACCACUCUAUGAUGAUGAUGAUGCAGAUGAUAGUGCCCACAAUCUAUCAUCUGCAUCAUUCCUAAACUAUAGUACCAAUGAACGAAUGAAUGGUAUGGACGAAGACAUGAAUAAUGUUUCAGCUGAAUCAAUCUACUACUCCAACUCUACCGCAUCUACACCUGCUAGAAUAAGACAAAAGAGUCCAUUUAGAAAAAUUAAAGAUACAAUUUCUUAUCCAAUUGAUAAAUACUUUGAAUUACAUCAAGAAUUUAUUUUAUUUACAAAUUCCCCUUUAUUUAAAUUAAUAAUUUUUGGAUUUUGUGGAUUUUUAAAUUUCUUAUUAUUAUUGGUAUCAUUAGACUUUUUAAGUAAAAUGAUUUGUGGUACCUUGUUGUUAUUGGUUAGUGUAAUCAAUUGUUUGUUUUUCACAUAUUCAACAAAAACAGUUCAAUUAUUCCGUUAUAAAGGUAAAAUUGAUAAUCCAAAUAUGUAUGUUGAUUCAAUAACAACACCAUAUGGAUCAACAGAUAAUAUUGUUUUGAUUGAUGUUUGGAAUCCACAUUUUGUGAGUUCAACCAUUGUCACUUAUUUUUCACCUCUACAAGUUUUGAUUAUGAUCAUGUCUGGUCAAGAAUUGGAUAAAUUCAUCGUACUUUUGUUAAUAUCGAUUCUAUUGAUAUUUGGUAUUCACUUUAUACUCAAAAUGUAUGACCAAAAACUAAAAGAUGAAAAGGUUGUCUUUUCUCAAGUAUGUUCAGAAUAUAAUCAUUUUUACAAACCAACUCCUGUAACAAGAUCAAUUGGUGUUCAAGCUCCCUAUUAA